AUGUAUAUUAGUCAAACAAGAAACCUAUCUGAGAACACGAAAAAAAUAGAAACAUCCAAAACUAGGAGCUCUGGUUCUAAGACAAACAAAACCCACUUGAGAAUACAAAGAAAACAAAAUAAUACCAAAACUGGAAACUCUGAAUCCAAGACAAUUAAACAAGAAAACAACAGUAAGCAUAACCUUGAAUUUGGAAAAAAAGAAUUUGUGAUUAUCAAUGAUCAUUUGUUUAUAUAUCCUCUGGUUAUUACGUAA
Molecule: messenger RNA, 255 nt
Organism: Racocetra fulgida
Lineage: Eukaryota; Fungi; Glomeromycota; Glomeromycetes; Diversisporales; Gigasporaceae
Source: the annotation of a GenBank genome assembly